Trifolium pratense (red clover) is the source of this 1801-nucleotide messenger RNA. Its product is annotated as venom phosphodiesterase 2-like. Lineage: Eukaryota; Viridiplantae; Streptophyta; Magnoliopsida; Fabales; Fabaceae. The record is from RefSeq and is a predicted model, not a curated record. Gene Ontology annotation, cellular component: vacuole. The transcript has a single exon. Bases 131 to 1495 code for a protein of 454 amino acids.
GACGGAACCGACACAUGGAUGGAAUCUAAACAGAUCUAAGAAUCAUACUACCGACAAGAAGAAGAAGAAGAAAAAGAAAGCAUAAUAAUCAGAAGUAGCAAGUUGUUGAUACAGUAGAUAGAAUCCGAAUAUGGAUACUAAACAAGUAGAAGAAGUAUCAACACCAUUCAUCACUUCUUCAACUUCUCAUUCUAACAAACCAACUCUUCUUCUCAAACUCAUCACUUCAAUGUCACUCAUAUCAGCCAUUAUCUUCUCUCUUCUUUUCUUCUCUCUUUCCGAACCAACAACCACUUCCCGUCCCCUCAAAAAACUCCCUCAUCCCGUCGUCAUCCUCAUUUCCUCCGACGGUUUCCGUUUCGGUUACCAAUUCAAAACCCCAACUCCCAACAUCCACCGUCUCAUAACCAAUGGCACUGAAGCCAUCACAGGUUUAAUCCCUGUUUUCCCAACUCUCACUUUCCCUAAUCAUUACUCCAUCGUCACUGGUCUCUACCCUCCUUAUCACGGCAUCAUCAACAAUUUCUUCUACGAUCCAAUCACUGGUGACAAAUUUACCAUGGCAAGUCAUGAAUCUAAAUGGUGGUUAGGUCAACCUUUAUGGGAAACUGUCGUAAACAACGGUUUAUCCGCUGCCACUUAUUUCUGGCCUGGCUCUGAGGUAAUUAAAGGCUCUUGGACUUGUCCUGAUGAAUUUUGUAAACAUUAUAAUGGUUCUGUUCAUUUUGAAGAUAGAGUUGAUUCUGUUUUGGACUACUUUGAUUUACCUGUUGAUCAAAUACCUGUUUUUAUGACUCUUUAUUUUGAGGAUCCUGAUCAUCAGGGUCAUCAAGUUGGUCCUGAUGAUGAUGAGGUUACUCAAGCUGUUUCUAGGAUUGAUGGGAUUAUUGGGAGACUUAUUAAUGGCUUGGAAAAAAAAGGGUUUUUUGAUGAUGUUACUAUUAUUAUGGUGGGUGAUCAUGGUAUGGUUGCUACUUGUGAUCAAAAGCUUGUUUUUUUAGAUGAUUUAGCUUCUUGGGUCGAGAUUAAAACUAAUUGGGUUCAUUCCUAUACGCCUUUGCUUGCGAUUUGGCCGCCUAGUAAUUAUUCCUAUGCCGAUGUUGUGGCUAAGAUGAAUGAAGGGUUGAGUUCGGGGAAAGUUGAGAAUGGGAAUAAGUUGAAGGUUUUUCUUAAGGAGGAUUUGCCUGAAAGGCUUCAUUAUGCUGAUAGUGAUAGGAUUCCCCCGAUAAUUGGGUUGGUUCAUGAGGGUUAUAAGGUGGAGCAGAGUAGGACGGGUAACAAAGAGUGUGGUGGUGCACAUGGUUAUGAUAAUGAAUUUUUUUCCAUGAGGACUAUUUUCAUUGGACAUGGUCCUCAAUUUGCAAGAGGGAAGAAGGUGCCUUCGUUUGAGAAUGUUGAGAUUUAUAAUUUGAUUACUUCUAUACUCAAUAUAAAGGGUGCGCCUAAUAAUGGGUCUGACUCAUUUCCACAGUCUGUUCUUCUACCGAAUGCUUAGUAACAUUUGAAAUUUGGUAAUAGUUCUGAGUUGCUUGUGCUUGACAGUAUGUUCUUUACUCUAAGAGUGAUGUGAUGCUCAGAAAUAUGGAAGUAACAUGAGGAGGAGGAGGAGGAGGAGAUGUUGCAGAAAGAAAAGGUAUCACAUAGCUUGAUUCUUCUAGUUCUAGCCUCUAGGAUUAAACUAUUUUCAGUAUAAAUUGCUUUAACAUUUUGUAUCUGUUGCUGGAUAAAGAAUAGGUGUCAUAUUACAUGUAUUCUUGUAGGAUUAAACUACGUCCAUUUUAAUUUGAUUCAACUUAUCGUA